Messenger RNA from Sorghum bicolor (sorghum), 2034 nucleotides. RefSeq names its product F-box/LRR-repeat protein At5g02910. The record is from RefSeq and is a predicted model, not a curated record. Lineage: Eukaryota; Viridiplantae; Streptophyta; Magnoliopsida; Poales; Poaceae. Gene Ontology annotation, molecular function: protein binding. Bases 246 to 1661 code for a protein of 471 amino acids. The transcript has 3 exons.
CUCCCACACCAACGGCGGCAGCGCCGCCACCACUCGUACUCUCCAUUUCCUCUACGCAAGUCAUCUCUAUUGUUGUUCGAUCAGCCGUGAUCCUCCAAACAAAUCCAUAAACUCCAUCCUUUAUUGGGUUGAUAGAAGACUCGCCGCAACCUUAAUCCAUAUCCUAGUCAUGUAGAACAGAUUCGUCAAAAUAGCCCAUUGAAAGAAAUCCAUAAGCUUCAUCCUCCCUAAGGAGCAUAGUCAAGAUGGAGGAUGCCCCUGCUACAAAGAAGAGAUUUCAAGGUCCACGUUGCAAAGAUUCUACUCCCAAAGAAGGAAAUGAAGACGGUGUUGACCAUAUAAGCAGACUCCCCAAUAAUAUCCUAGGUGAGAUUAUCUCCCUCCUUCCUACAAUGGAUUGUGCGCGUACAAAGUGUCUAUCCUCCAAGUGGAGCGACCUUUGGCUCUCUGGCCCACUUAAUUUUGACUAUUGUGAUCUCAAAGAUCCUCAUGAUGAUAAAGACCUUGUGAGCAUCAUUUCUAGCAUUUUUAAUGCUCACCCCGGACCUGCCCGACGAUUUUGCAUCCCUGCACACUAUCUCUGCACCAACAUUGACAAUGUUGUUACUUGGCUUGAGUCCCCCACCCUUAAUGGGCUACAAGAGCUUGAGUUCCACAUCACAGAAGUUGACUUUACAUUGUCACUAUAUCCCCCACCACCAGCAUCCAUCUUUCGUUUCUCGUCCACACUCCGUAUUGUCUCCUUUGGUGGAUGCCGCCUCCCAGAUAUCAUGGUCAAUCAGCUCCAGUUCCCCAACCUCCAGCAGCUUACACUAUUUGAUGCUAUUAUAUCUGAAGAGACCCUGCAUGCCAUGCUUGAGAGUUGCCCCAAACUUGAGAUCUUGCUGAUGAAACACAAUGAAGGUUUUCGCUAUGUUCGGAUCAAUUCCCGAUCCCUUAAGAGCAUAGGUGUUCAUACUGAUUCUUUUCGACAAGGUCCCACUAUAGAGGAGCUCAUUAUUGAGAAUGCGCCAAUACUUGAGAGGCUUAUCAGUUUUGAGCGAUAUAGUAGGUUGCACAUAUCAGUGAUCUCAGCACCAAAGCUGGAAACCCUGGGCUGUAUUUUUGAGAAUAAUGACAAGACAAUGCUCACUCUUGGAUCUACGACUUUUCUGGGAAUACGUUCGGUUGACAUGAGAGCAAUGGUGCCAAUGCAUACUGUCAAGGUCUUAUCUGUGUUCCCUUUGUCUCUCUGUCUGGAUGAUGUUCUCAAUUUCAUUAGAUGUUUUCCGUGCCUGGAGAAGCUGUACAUCCAGCUGUCUUGUGCACAAGGGCACACGAACCAGUGGCCCCGUAAACACAGGAAUCUUAUCAAAUCGCUUGACCUUUGCCUGAAAACAAUAGUGAUGAUAAAUUAUCGGGGCGCAGCAGAACAAUCAGAAUUUGUGACAUUCUUUGUGGAGAAUGCAAGAAUGCUUGAGUCUAUGAGGUUUGUGGUCCCAAGUUGUUUCUAUCAUGACAAGAACUGGAUAAGAAGCCAGAAUAGACAGCUCAAGCUGGACAAGAGCUCUUCCAGAUGUGUUUCAUUUACUUUCACUGAGAAUCAAUUCCACCACAAUAUGAUACAUGUUUUGCGGGCCAGUGAUCUGUCAGCAGCUGAUCCAUUUCACUGUAACUGCUGAAUCUGGCAUUCAUAUGAAAAUUGUCAUACACCUAAAAUAAUCUUGAUUGUUACUUUGCUUAAAACCGCAUUGUAUUCCUUUUAGAAAGACACCUUGUAAUCUCCUAUGCAAUUUGCAUAAAUGAUGCUUCAAACUUGUUGUGUUUUCAAUGUCAAUGCUGUAUCUGCAUUCAGUCAAUCUGAAAUUGGAAUUAAUUUUGUUAUGAAGAAAUAGUGUGCCUUGCAAUGGUAUGUGAUGAUCUUUGCUUGAGUUGCAUAUUGUCUCCUACUUUAUUUUUCUGUGAUGCAAAUGGCAUGGAGGUGGUACCAGCCUGACUACCAGGCUGGUAUCAAUAUAUAUCUUAGUUUGUUACUGGCCUUUGCAUGUCAAGUGG